GUUAGGAGAGAACUUCAAGCAUGACAUUGACAAAAAUAUCAAGAAACUCUGAAACCAUUCACUAGUCCUAAUCAACUUUCAUGACAUAAAAGUGGACAAAAGUGAUAACCACCAUGCCAGGGCUAAUCAAUCGCCACACGAGGGCUCCCUUGACCCUUCAGGCAGCCCGCGUGUCAGCAUGCGUCAACGGUCUCUCCGUUGGCAUAGCAGCAUCGCUCACUUACUACAACCAGGAAGAUCAUGUGGUAGAAGGUGUCUUCUGCUUCAAGAUGAACGAGAACACGACGGUGGCUGCGUUCGAGGCACGGAUGCUGCAAGGUCGGACCAUCACCGUACACCUCAAAGACCGCACCCAGGUAGAGCACUUCAACGAGAUCCUCACAGGCCGCAUCACCAUGACAGCCAACCAACCCAACGUCCUACCCCCUGGAAAGUUUGCACUCUCUGAGUUCCACAAUGCCCGUGUCUUCUGCUCAAACCUUGGGACAAUCAGACCCCAUGGAACCGUAACAAUCCUUCUCAGUAUAUCCUCGCUCAUGAAUACAGGGACGUUAGGUGAGGCCAAGCUUCAUAUUCCUAGUGUCUUCACACCUCGUUAUAAGAAAGCCCAGGUCAAAGAGAACGAACCACAACCCCAGCAGCCUCAGAGUCAACCUCAGGCGUCACAGACAACAUCAUCAUCCUCAAACAAUACCACUACAGAACAUUUGCACAGGUCACUACUGGAUAUAGCAGAUGAAGUGGGAGAAAAUCCACAAGAAUAUGAGUUUGAAUUCCAGCUCGAGAUCCGUGCACCAUCGUUGCUUUCUGGGGUCUCAAGCUCCUCACAUGCUGUUCGUGUAGAUGCAGAACCCUUUGCAGCAAAUGCUUCCAAUGUUUUUGUGACUUUAGCUGAACCUCACCAGAUGGAUCGCGAUCUCGCCAUCACAAUCCACUACCCCAAGCCGCACGUGCCGGUCGUCAUCCUGGAACACGGUGACAUCAGCCCCACCGCUUACGAACAAUUCGUCAAGACUGAAAAUGAGUACAAGAAUCCUGGUGAGGUGGGUGAGGACGAGGACAAAACAAGGGCGUUCUUGCAGAAGCGUUUGCUCAAGGAUGUCAUGCACAACCCCGUCCUGAUGCUGAACUACUGCCCGGACUUUGAAAAGCUCACGCAACAGAUGCUGACCUAUCGCUUUGAUGUUCCUGGAGAGUACGUCCUCCUUAUUGAUCGCAGUGGUAGCAUGAGCGGGGAGUACACCGCCAAUGCGCGAGAAACACUCAUGAUGGUGCUUAAGAGCUUGCCUAUGAACUGUCGAUUCAACAUCAUCGGCUUCGGCUCGGCCUACAAGCCACUCUUUGAGUCGAGCCGGCCGUACACCCAGGACAAUGUUAGUGAGGCAAGUGCCUAUCUGAGGUGUAUGAGAGCUGAUCUAGGUGCCAUGGCUAAUCUCCUGGUGCCCCUGCAGUGGGUCUACAGACAUCCUGUAGUCAGGGGGUGUCCCAGACAGAUCUUCAUCCUCACAGACGGUGGUGCGAACAAUACAGCUGAGAUCUUGGACAUGGUACGCAGCAAUGUCCCACAUACAAGGUAA
This is a messenger RNA of Strongylocentrotus purpuratus (purple sea urchin), 1577 nucleotides long. Its product is annotated as von Willebrand factor A domain-containing protein 5B1. The transcript has 2 exons. Bases 114 to 1577 code for a protein of 487 amino acids. The record is from RefSeq and is a predicted model, not a curated record. Lineage: Eukaryota; Metazoa; Echinodermata; Echinoidea; Camarodonta; Strongylocentrotidae.